AUGGACACGAGUGAUUUUGAUGCAAGCGGAAUUCAUAAAGAACGUUCUCUCGAUCUAGUCUUUAAAAUCUGCAAAGAGUUGGGAACUAGCGAUGAGAGGCUAUACGAACGGGGUAUCUCGCGUAUUCAGGAUCAACGAUACGAUGAAAGAGAAGCCGACCUGAAGGAGGCACUACGGAUUCGCAAGGCUCUCAGCAACUACAUUCCCCGAGCAGGUGAGGCCACACUUAGCUUGGCUCCCCUUGCGCAGGGCAAGCUCGAAGAGUGUGAUACGCUUCUAGUGGAUAGUUUAUCGGGGAUGGAGAAGGCACUGGGCAAGGAUGAUAACGAAUCUGUGAAGACUGGGCUCAUUCUCUCUGCACUUGGCAGCUUACGUGCUGUGCAGAACCGAUGGGACGAGAGUUUGGAGUUCCACGACAGAGCAUGGCACCACAUGCGCCGAUCCGUGGGUGAAAGAGACGUGUAUACUGCGAGAGUCGCCUAUAAAAUCGCGGAGCAUCUCAUCCACCUCUGUCACGGCAGUGCAUUAGGUUUACAGAAGGACCGGUGA
Molecule: messenger RNA, 549 nt
Organism: Neoarthrinium moseri
Lineage: Eukaryota; Fungi; Ascomycota; Sordariomycetes; Amphisphaeriales; Apiosporaceae
Exons: 1
Coding region: 1-549 (182 amino acids)
Molecular function (GO): protein binding
Source: RefSeq, a predicted model, not a curated record